AUGGCUUUAAGAGACAGUAGAUUGCAGAAACUUGGCCUGAUCAGGCCGAAGUGUCCAAUAGGUGAUGGACAGUUCACGGGAUCUGAUGAUGAGGAUGCUGACAGUUCCGUGUCUGAUGAUGCUGACGUUCUCAGCAGAGAGUUGGAGGUCAUGUUGGGAGAGCUGAAAGCAGAUGCAGGAAGUUCUUGUCCUGGGGGUGGGAUAGAACAAGCGACCAGGUUCAGAGGACUACUCAUGGCCAUGGACUUGCGGUGGAAGGACAGGGUGCAGGAUCAGCAGACCCCGGCCAGGGCCAUGACCAACAAUGUGGACAAGUUGAUUGACUCACUCAACAUACGGUCAGAGUUUUUGGUCCAGCAGGCCACCAGUGGCGUGGACUCGAAUCUGGCCUCGAACUGGCCUCAGUGCGACAUUCCUCCGGGCCAGCUAACUGCAGUGGAUUUUUUACCUCCGAAUGAAGACAAGGCUGCGAUUUCGGAAUCCAAAGAGGAGAAGGGCAGAACCGUGUUCAAGCAUAAGAUUAAGAUGACGGAAGAAGCGCAAGAGGAUGGAAGUGUGUCCAAAUCGUACAGCAUCUCAGCCAAGGCGAGGAUUUCUGUGACUGACAUUUUCCCGAAAGAUCAGAAGCCAGUUUGAUUAUUUUUCCCCUUGAGAAUUCUCUAGUUCAACGCUUAUUAUCUUUUGAUUUCAACACUGUGGACGUUUUUAGCCCUUCGGAUUCAGAAGUUUUUAUUAUUGAAAGAAAAGUGUUUUUUCCAAAGACAUUUUUAAUGUCCCUCGCAGUUCUUCUGUAAAACUCGGUGGGGAAUGAUCUGAAUUUGUCUUCUUCUCUUACAAGGAAUCCUGAGACGUUUAGCAUGAAAAUUCAAUGGCUGAUUCAAUUUCGAACAACGAAUGACUUUAUUUUAUAAUUUUCACAAUGGAAACAAACUUGACUUCGCUAGAAAGUAAUGCGAAUCGAGCUUUUCAUCGACUGGGUUGCACAGGAAAUUCAGCAAUGGCUGCAUUCCGUGGAGUUGGCAUUCGUCCUUCACGUGCACUUCAUCUUUCAUAAUACUUCCGAGUCCUUCUGCGUGCUUCAUUUGGUCAAAGAACAUCCUCCAACUGGACCAAACGAUCACAUUGUCCCGGUACUUCGAAAUCACAUCGAGACUUUGCUGAAUGUA
Notodromas monacha is the source of this 1166-nucleotide messenger RNA. Lineage: Eukaryota; Metazoa; Arthropoda; Ostracoda; Podocopida; Cyprididae. The record is from the annotation of a GenBank genome assembly.